Aspergillus clavatus NRRL 1 is the source of this 3564-nucleotide messenger RNA. It is a transcript of the gene chsF, whose product is annotated as chitin synthase CHS3. NCBI's taxonomy places the organism in Eukaryota, Fungi, Ascomycota, Eurotiomycetes, Eurotiales, Aspergillaceae. The coding region runs from base 1 to 3564 and encodes 1187 amino acids. The record is from RefSeq and is a predicted model, not a curated record. Gene Ontology annotation, molecular function: chitin synthase activity. Gene Ontology annotation, cellular component: cell septum; cell periphery. The transcript is spliced from 3 exons.
AUGUCUUUACCCCAGAGGCCGGGGAAAGUUCCUCCGCGACGAGAGGAAGCCCAAUCGUUCCGAGAUUCGUCGCGCAGACGCCGUGGGGACGCCGAGUCAGGAAACCACAGCGAGACACUUUCAAGCCCCCAUCGACACCGCCAUCGUCGCCAUUCACACAGUUCACGGCGAGCCAGAGAUAUGGAUGAAGAGAGAGUAGAACCCGGUGGAGAACUGAGACACAAGAAGAGUCUGGUCAAGCCGGAGCGCAGCCGUAUCGAUGAGAGCCAUCCCAACUAUCACUAUCGCCAAAAGUCCCAUAAUAUGCCCACGUACCCUUCGACGACCGGUAAUGAACCGUUGAUCGAAGGCGAUGCACUCGACAGAGACAGCUCACGGAGCACGGAAUCUCGAGGGCGGCGCGAGGACUUUGCUACCCACGGAAAUAUUAAUAAACCUAUGGAGCGGGCGCCGAGUCGACAUCGUUCGAAGAAAAGGAAAUCGAGGAAGAUUUCGAGGAAGGCAGCUGCAGAGGAGAAACGGCGGCAGAAGGCGCUGGAGCAAGUUCGUCCACCCAGUCCUUGGAGCGCUUACUGUGCCAUUAUCACUUUCUGGGCGCCGAACUUUAUUGUAAAGUGCUUUGGGAUGCCGCAGAAGGCACAGAGGGAUGCCUGGCGUGAGAAGAUCGGCCUCAUCAGUAUUAUCCUGCUGAUUGCAACGUUUGUCGGUUUCCUCACUUUUGGAUUCACGGCCACCGUUUGCGCAUCGCCCCCGUUACGGCUGAAGAUCAACCAGAUCGAUCGUGGCUAUAUGAUCUUUCAUGGAGAGGCGUAUGACUUGUCUCGAUCGAAACAUCCGGCGGCUGUCGGUAUUCCGGAUAAUGCCAACGUCCUUUACGACCUGCCUCACAAGUACGGUGGCCAAGAUGGAAGCUUUUUCUUUCAGAAGGUCAAUGGGGCGUGCAAAGAUCUUAUCACACUCAAAGAGGGCUCAGACAUCCCUACGAAUCUCGAUGGGGAGCUUGCAUGGUACUUUCCCUGCGCACCCUUCAAUCAGGAUGGUUCGUCGAAGCCGAACUUCACCACCUCAUACUACCCCGGCUGGGGCUGCCACACCUCAGGGGUCGCCCGGAGUACAUUUUACGGAUUGAGCAAUUCAGGCGAUGUGUACUUUACUUGGGCUGAUACAAAGAACAAAAGUCGGAACCUUGCGGUAUACUCAGGAAAUGUCCUGGACUUUGACCUCCUCAACUGGCUCGAUCAGUCGCAGGUCAACAUUCCAGAUAAAUUCCGCGAGCUUCAAUCGAACCCCAAGAUACGCGGUGUUGACCUGACUUAUUAUCUUCAGACCGGCGAGGACAAGAAAAUUGGCAAGUGUCUGUCACAAAUCAUCAAAGUCGGCAGUAUUGACACAGACACUGUUGGUUGCAUUGCGUCCAAGGUCGUCCUUUACGUGUCCUUGAUUUUCAUUCUGUCCAUCGUUGGCGUCAAAUUCGUCUUCGCUUUGUUUUUCCAAUGGUUCAUCUCCCCGAAAUAUGCGGCCUCGAAGACAAGCAUGGGAACCGAUUCCAAAACUCGCAAACAGCAGAUCGAAGACUGGUCCAACGACAUCUAUCGGCCUGGGCCCCGUCUCGCAGAUCAGUCUUUGCCCGAUCGCCCCAACAAAAGAGCCAGUUUCCUGCCGACAACGUCCCGAUUUUCCAGUCCUUAUACUGUCAGUAAUGGAGGUAAACAGCGACCUCACUAUGUUACGAUGGCGAGUCAAAACUCCACAUCUCGACUUCUUCCGAGCGCAGCCAACUCUAUGUACAAGCAGAGCCACAACAGCAGCAACGGAACUUUAAGUGCAGACCCCUCGCGUCUGAAUCCCUCUGCGAGUCGUUCAAGUCUGGUCGUUGGGGCAGAGUCCGACGGCCUCGGUUCAGCCGGAUACAUUCACGAAUCCGUUGUUCCUCAACCCCCACCCGAGUGGCAGCCGUAUGGAUUCCCUCUUGCUCAUACUUUGUGUCUGGUCACUUGCUACUCCGAAGGUGAGGAAGGUAUCCGUACCACUCUGGACUCUAUCGCCAUGACAGACUAUCCGAACAGUCACAAGACCAUCAUUGUCAUCUGUGACGGUAUGAUCAAGGGUCAAGGUGAAGAAUUUUCGACACCGGAAAUCGUUCUUCGGAUGAUGCGGGACCCUGUCGUCCCCAUGGAUGAGGUCGAGGCAUUCUCAUAUGUGGCUGUUGCCACUGGUUCCAAGCGUCACAACAUGUCCAAGGUAUAUUCUGGCUUCUACGAUUAUGGCGAAACCUCUGUCAUCCCACCCGAGAAACAACAGCGUGUCCCGAUGAUGAUCAUUGUCAAGUGCGGUACACCGGCCGAGUCCACGCAAGCUAAACCGGGAAACAGAGGCAAGAGAGACAGUCAGAUCAUUCUGAUGUCUUUCCUGCAGAAGGUUAUGUUCGAUGAGCGGAUGACGGAGCUGGAAUUCGAAAUGUUUAAUGGGCUAUGGAAUGUUACCGGAAUACCGCCCGAUUUCUACGAAGUGGUUCUCAUGGUUGAUGCCGAUACCAAGGUUUUCCCUGACAGCUUGACCCACAUGAUUUCUGCCAUGGUGAAGGAUCCGGACGUUAUGGGAUUGUGCGGCGAGACCAAGAUUGCCAACAAGACCGACAGCUGGGUGACAAUGAUCCAGGUUUUCGAAUACUUCAUCUCGCAUCAUCAGUCCAAGGCCUUCGAAUCAGUCUUUGGUGGUGUGACCUGUCUGCCCGGUUGUUUCUGCAUGUACCGCAUCAAAGCGCCUAAGGGAGGCCAAAAUUACUGGGUUCCCAUUCUGGCCAACCCGGAUGUGGUUGAGCACUAUUCCGAGAACGUGGUUGAUACUCUGCACAAGAAGAACCUGCUUCUCCUGGGAGAAGAUCGUUAUUUGUCAACUCUGAUGCUUCGGACUUUCCCCAAGCGUAAGCAGAUCUUCGUGCCCCAGGCAGUGUGCAAGACGGUGGUGCCCGAUCAGUUCCUGGUUCUUCUGUCUCAGCGGCGUCGCUGGAUCAACAGUACCGUCCACAACCUCAUGGAACUGGUCCUGGUUCGGGACUUGUGCGGCACAUUCUGCUUCAGUAUGCAGUUCGUUAUUUUCAUCGAGUUAGUCGGAACCCUCGUGCUGCCUGCCGCCAUCGCCUUCACGUUCUAUGUCGUUAUAAUUUCCAUCAUCAGGAAACCGGUUCAAAUCAUUCCCUUGGUCCUGCUGGCACUCAUCCUGGGUCUGCCUGGUAUACUCAUCGUCGUGACCGCACACCGCUUGGUGUAUGUGUUGUGGAUGCUAAUCUACCUACUCUCGCUACCCAUUUGGAACUUUGUCCUACCGACGUAUUCCUAUUGGAAGUUUGACGAUUUCAGCUGGGGUGAUACUCGCAAGACGGCUGGUGAACAGGACAAGGGCCACGAGGCUGGAGAAGGCGAGUUCGAUAGCAGCAAGAUUACCAUGAAGCGUUGGCGAGACUUUGAGAGAGAUCGCCGAUUAAGGACGCAGCAGAGCGGAUGGGGACAAUCACCGUAUGGUGGAGGGUACCCGUCCCAGUUUGAACCAUACUCAGACUACUGA